CCUUCGAGAUUGGAAACCUCAAUUCAUUGCCACGAUAUGGAAGUUGAGAGAAUACAAACCUUGGCUUUUAACGAACAACUCAAGGAGCUUCCAGCACAGUUCAUUCGCCCAGCCAAUGAACGCCCAGAGAAUACCAAAGCCGUGGAGGGUGUCACUGUGCCUGUAAUCUCACUGUCUCAGCCACACCAUCUUUUGGUUAAGGAAGUCACUGAAGCUGCCUCCGAAUGGGGAUUCUUUGUCAUCACCGACCAUGGUAUAUCACCAACACUCAUCCAACGGUUGCAAGAAGUGGGUGAGGAAUUCUUUGCCCUCCCUCAGAAGGAAAAAGAGGCAUACGCAAAUGACCCCUCCACUGGUAGCUUUGAGGGUUACGGGACCAAGAUGACCAAGAACCUCGAAGAAAAGGUGGAGUGGGUUGACUAUUAUUUUCACAUUAUGGCUCCUCCUUCUAAGGUUAACUAUGACAUGUGGCCCAAAUGCCCUCCUUCCUAUAGGGAAGUAACAGAAGAGUACAAUAAGGAGGUCUUAAGGGCAACAGACAAGGUUUUGGAGCUUCUGUCCGAAGGGCUUGCCUUGGAGAGGAAGGUUUUGAAGUCCUCUUUGGGAGAUGAAAAAAUAGAACUAGAAAUGAAGAUAAAUAUGUAUCCACCGUGCCCACAACCAGAAUUGGCAUUGGGAGUUGAGCCCCAUACAGAUAUGUCUGGCCUUACUCUACUUGUCCCGAAUGAUGUUGCGGGCCUCCAAGUUUGGAAGGACAAUAACUGGGUCGCAGUCAAUUACUUGAAAAAUGCACUCUUUGUCCACGUUGGUGACCAACUUGAGGUGCUGAGUAAUGGGAAGUACAAGAGUGUUCUGCACAGAAGCUUGGUGAACAAGGAGCGCAAGCGCAUGUCAUGGGCGGUAUUCGCUGUGCCUCCACAUGAGGCGGUGAUUGGACCUCUUCCUCAGCUCGUUAACGAUCAAAAUCCCCCCAAAUUUUCAACGAAAACAUACGCUAAGUACCGCCAUCGCAAAUUCAAUAAGCUUCCCCAGUAGGGAAAGAAUAUAAUCAGCGCCUUCCUUAUGAUCUUUAACAUAUAUGGACUACUUAGGUGACAUGAAUUCGUAAAUCACAUGCGGACAAUUUGGUUUAAUGAAGUUCGGCUGCUUCUAGUUAUGAAUUUGCUUUUAAAGUAAAAGAGUACCUAAGCAGUUGGCAUUUAAUUUGUUGUUUCCUUUUAAGAAUAAUAGAAGGUUAUGCUGUGCCCAAUUAGAAAAAAAAUAAAAAAUAAAAUAAAAUUUGUGAGCAAUAACAUGAGGAGUUUACUAAUAUGCAUGAAGUUACUAUCUUCGUGAUAUCAUUGUAAUACAAAAUGAUUGUUAAAUAAUGUGUUUUUCGUAUCAACAACUUCGACUUUCGGUGAAUAAACAGUCUAUGUAGAUAUAACUUUCACGUUUC
Gastrolobium bilobum is the source of this 1438-nucleotide messenger RNA. RefSeq names its product flavonol synthase/flavanone 3-hydroxylase-like. The record is from RefSeq and is a predicted model, not a curated record. Lineage: Eukaryota; Viridiplantae; Streptophyta; Magnoliopsida; Fabales; Fabaceae. The transcript has 3 exons. Bases 37 to 1035 code for a protein of 332 amino acids.